Pecten maximus is the source of this 1834-nucleotide messenger RNA. RefSeq lists its product as uncharacterized. The record is from RefSeq and is a predicted model, not a curated record. Bases 93 to 1292 code for a protein of 399 amino acids. The transcript has a single exon. NCBI's taxonomy places the organism in Eukaryota, Metazoa, Mollusca, Bivalvia, Pectinida, Pectinidae.
AUAAACUUCGCAAAAACAUAACUGACAAUACUGAAAAAUGUAAGUUAGAGUUAGACAAAAUCACUGAGGAUUAUAUCGCACUUUGUGACAAGAUGGAGGUGGCGGCCAUGGACCUAAUACAGACCCACAUCACAGACCUGGAGAGUAGACUGAAAACUUUGAGGGAACUCUCAUCAGAGUAUAAACAGACUCUCCACACAGGAACCAGUGUACUCGUGUACGACUCGGUAUCGGAAAUCCGGGAAAUGGAUCCAGACAUCCCACCGACACCUAACAUAGACAUGGCCGAGUUUACUCCGGGUAUGGACAGACUAAGUCACCUAAAACAGGCCAUUGGGAACCUAAAACUUACUACUGACCAUCUCCAGGUAGGAUCGGCAACUAGUGGUCACUCCGACCAACGUCCAGUAGUCCGACCAAACCAGUCUACAGAGGUUGGUCAAGCUUCCACUGGAGAAGUCCGGUACAAACUUCGUGACCGUCCAACCGUCAUGUCCCAGUUCCCAUACCCGGGUAAAUACAUCACAUCGAUCUGUCCUACAUCUGAUGGACGUGCUUGGCUGUGUAACUGUAACUCCAAAGCAGUCAAUCUCAUCAACAACCAAGGUCAGGUCAUACAGGCGAUACGACACAGCGGUAACAUCUGGGACAUCAGUCUGGACCCCACCACAGGUCGUCUGUGGUUCUGUUGCUAUGGUAACACUAUCUGUGAAGAAUCUACACCAUCUACACCAGUCUCAAGAUUCACUACAGAGGAUGUCCCAUUCAGUCUGUGUGUGACCAGGGAGGGUCGGGUAGUGGUGGGUACAUGGGAUUAUAGAAAGGUGUACAAGGUGUGGGUGUAUACAGUGGACGGUCAGGUGUUACAUACAGCCAUUGUGGAAGGGGUAGUACUGUCAAUAACACAAUGUGGUGUUACAGGUAAUAUAGCUGUAGUAGUGGAUUGUAAACGUAUCAUUGUGUACAACUCAACACUACAGCUCCUGGUCCACUACCAGGGGGAGGGGAGUCAGGCCCAGGGGGAGGGGAUACAGGUACAGGUGUCGGUCACACCAGACAAGUUUGGUCCUGGUACAGUUGUAUAUGACAGUAAGGGUAAUAUUGUUAUUGCUGAUCAGAUAAGGAAAACAAUAGAACUGAUAAGUGGAGCAGGGAAGUACAUAAAAACACUUCACACAAACAAAGGAUACCAGGGAGUAGUAGGUAUACAGAAGGGUGAUGUGUUGUGGUCAAACUUAGUGUUAGAUACAGGAGGGUACGGACUCAAACUCCUCAAGUAUUAUCGUGACUGAGUGACUCCACCUUGAGUGAGGAUACAGACAAUUUAUAUCAGUGGACUAAAACAACAUUAAUUUUAAAUUGUUAUGUCAUACAUUUCUCAACAUGUAUGUACACAUUACAAAAGGCAUGUGAUUUAUGUUAUUUACUGUCCGUAUAAUUUAGUAAACAUGUCCCUGUGAUGCAUUUCAACUACUGUUUCUCAACAUGUAGAAUGUGUUUACCGUUAAAUGUACUGUAAAUAUAUUUUUAUCAAUAUGUACAGACCGCGGGAUUGUAACACGUCACUGUGAUACGUACAUUUCAACUACUGUUAUGACAUCUGAAAUCAACAUCCCUGCAUCUGUUUCUAUGUGUAUAACCUGACUCCUCCUACCUCCUCAAGUGGUUCUUCCCAUUCGAAUUUAAUUGACCCAGAGAGAUAGUUUUUUUGUUGUUUUUUUUAAAGUUAAUAUACACAGGUCACGUGACGUCAUCAGUAGUAUCACCAGUUCCACUCUAUGUAACGUGUAGUGCCUUUACGGUUUAUAUGUAAUAAAUAUUUCUUGAACUGAUA